Suillus subalutaceus is the source of this 507-nucleotide messenger RNA. RefSeq lists its product as uncharacterized. The annotation marks the transcript as partial. The transcript has 4 exons. The record is from RefSeq and is a predicted model, not a curated record. Lineage: Eukaryota; Fungi; Basidiomycota; Agaricomycetes; Boletales; Suillaceae.
GUUACUUUCUGUGGCCUCUGGCUCAUCACCCUUGGAGAACAUUGUUCAGCUCAGUUCUGCUGCUGUCAUUAUAUUCGAACACUCUUUCUACAUUUUCGACAAGCAGCGCUAUCAGCAGCAGGUGUCUGUUUACCCUGUUGAUGUCGCUCUUGAGCAGUAUAUUGCGUCUCCACAUGCAGCUGCUGUCAAGGACGCUGUGAGCGCUGCCUUUCAGGCGUAUCAAGAAGCCAUAGAGACUUCUGUCUACACUUCUAAAGGAAAAUCGCCCACUCGGAGGGCGAAGUUACUGUUUGAACGCUUGCAGCGGAAGGACAAAAAAUCUUUGGCGAAAGCGGAGUUAAUCAAUACUGUUCUUGAAAUCGCUCUAAAUCAUCGCCUGCCAAGACCAUAAUGUUAGGCAAUGCAACACUUGAACGUAGAUGUUUCGGUUUGGAGUGGAGCUGAGGUGUCUUGGCUGUGAAUGCGGUUUUCUUGAAUGGUCUGUCGAAGUAGUUCAGGAGGUGUAAC